UCGCCAUACUGCUUUCCAAGCAGGAUUCGGAUCCACAGUCUCUAUUAUAUGCAGGUUUUCCUCGUCUAACGAAAGGUUGGUCAAAAUCAGCGACGUCCCUGCAGCCGCUCACUACCAAGUAUCUCAAUGACCUCCCCAAUCUCUGCCAGCAUUGCUCUGUCGACGUACGUAAGAGCAAGAAGCACACACGCCACUGCCUCUCUGUUCAACCGUUCAAGUGGGUUGAGGACUCCGUGCGGUGUUGCCUGGAUCCAAUGUGUCUAUUUGACCCUGCUUUGGAUGUUUCAAUCAUGGUCUAGCUUGCUAAGUGGCAGCAUGGCAACGGCAUUGGUGAGGAGGACAAAGUGACCGUGCUAUGGCUCGUUGUGCUUCCAGGCCCUUGUCGGAUGGAACCUCGUGUCGCAUCUUGACGGAUUCUCCGCCAGCAUCUUGACAGUGAGAACGCUGAUGCGCAAGAGUCGAGGUGCCUUAUUCCAUCGCGGCACACAAGACCUUCUCCCCGAUCGGUCUUCGUUGUGUCCGUAUUGAUCCUCACUGCCUA
Molecule: messenger RNA, 541 nt
Organism: Aureobasidium pullulans EXF-150
Lineage: Eukaryota; Fungi; Ascomycota; Dothideomycetes; Dothideales; Saccotheciaceae
Exons: 1
Coding region: 127-348 (73 amino acids)
Source: RefSeq, a predicted model, not a curated record